Molecule: messenger RNA, 792 nt
Organism: Truncatella angustata
Lineage: Eukaryota; Fungi; Ascomycota; Sordariomycetes; Amphisphaeriales; Sporocadaceae
Exons: 4
Coding region: 1-792 (263 amino acids)
Source: RefSeq, a predicted model, not a curated record
AUGUAUGCACUGUUCGUUAAAGCACUGUCAAGCGAUGCUUCGCCAGCACGGGACAGUUUCAAAGCCUCCCAGCUUAUACAGUUGGACAAUACCGAUCUGUAUUCAGACCUCGCGAUUGUAGAAGCAGAGAGCACUGGGAAGACGACCGCCUUAUGCGAUCCUAACGGUAAUUUUCUAAGUUAUUACAACAAGUGUGUUAAUUGCGUGCAAGGUAAUGGCAAUAGUGGCACGUCGGAAGAUUAUCCUAAUCCCAAGCUUGGGCAACAUCUCGACUACUGCGGUAUUCGAAGCAUAUCUCUUACCGUGACGGUGCAGGCUACUUGCGACAACGUGGAAUACGGUUUGUCUCCGGCAGCUGUAUCGUCGCCAUCAUCCGAGGACCCUGCAACGUCAACGUUGUCUGCAGUGACACCAGCUCAAUCUUCCGGUUCAACAACAUUAGUGCCCCAGGAAAGCGAAUCGCACGGGAAAGCUUGGAUAGCAGGACCUAUCGUGGGAUCAAUAGGCGGCGUAGCAGUAUUAUUUAUCGCUGGUCUCCUUCUGAGAAAGCGACGCCAGAGAACAAAAUCUAGAACAGUGUCAGGCGAUGCUUUCGACAAGCCUCAAUUACAUUCAGAUCACAUUCCCAGACUACAAGUAGCAGAGCUCGAAGUGAAUAAAAAGCAAGAUCCUAUCGAGAUGCCAGCUGAAGUUGUCCCUAUUGAAUUUACGGUGCCGCCAUAUGAGAUGGGGGAUGAAAAUCAAAGACUGAACCAAUACCUUACAGCCGGCGAUGUGCCUGAACAGCCAUGA